Molecule: messenger RNA, 2739 nt
Organism: Aspergillus homomorphus CBS 101889
Lineage: Eukaryota; Fungi; Ascomycota; Eurotiomycetes; Eurotiales; Aspergillaceae
Gene: hsp78
Product: chaperone ATPase HSP78
Exons: 1
Coding region: 170-2575 (801 amino acids)
Biological process (GO): cellular response to heat
Cellular component (GO): cytoplasm; mitochondrial matrix
Molecular function (GO): ATP binding; ATP hydrolysis activity
Source: RefSeq, a predicted model, not a curated record
GCCUUCGAGAAGCCUCGCGACGCUGGGGAGACAACCGGCUAUAUAGCCAUGACAAUGCGCCAGCUCUGAUUAUAUUCGAAUUCGUGCAAUCCUGAUAUAUCUACAGUUGCUGAACCACAAUUGAAGCUUGCUCCAAGCUUUACAACCCCUACACGGUCUGAUCGCGACCAUGUCGGCAAGACUACAGCUAUCCCGCGGUCGGUUGCUCCGACCUUUCACUUUAUCGUCAUCGAACCGGAUCCUUCAACCAUCCCAAGCUUUAUUACGUCGCACCCGAUUACUACCAUCCUUAUCAAGCAAUCUCUCUAGUCCUCGAUCAACAACACCCUUCCGCACUUACGCCAAUGGCCGACCUCAUCCCCCCGGAGGCACGCAUCGGAUGAACCUGGGGGGCGAACCCGAGAAGUCUGCAUUGGAACAAUUUGGUGUCGAUCUCACUGCUAAGGCUAAAGCCGGCAAACUGGACCCAGUCAUUGGGCGAGAUGCUGAGAUUCAUCGCACCAUCCAGGUCCUCUCCAGGCGCACGAAGAACAACCCCGUCCUUAUCGGAGCUGCAGGAACUGGUAAAACCGCUGUCUUGGAGGGUCUGGCCCAGCGCAUUGUUCAGGGAGAUGUCCCAGAAAGCAUCAAGGACAAGCGUGUCAUCUCCCUGGACCUGGGAUCCCUCAUCGCCGGUGCCAAAUUCAGAGGAGAUUUCGAGGAACGUCUGAAGUCGGUCCUCAAGGAGGUUGAGGAGGCGCAAGGCGGCGUCAUCCUCUUCAUUGAUGAAUUGCACACUUUGCUCGGGCUGGGUAAGGCUGAAGGUAGCAUCGAUGCUAGCAACCUCUUGAAACCAGCCUUGUCGAGAGGAGAUCUGCAAUGCUGCGGAGCCACUACCCUCAACGAGUACCGCUUGAUCGAGAAAGAUGUGGCCCUAGCCAGACGUUUCCAGCCGAUCCAGGUUGGCGAACCCUCGGUUGCUGCGACAAUCUCCAUUCUCCGCGGUAUCAAGAAUAAAUACGAAGUCCACCAUGGUGUACGGAUCACAGACGGCGCACUGGUGGCAGCCGCCACGUACAGCAACCGCUACAUUACCGAUCGUUUCCUGCCAGAUAAAGCCAUUGACUUGGUCGAUGAAGCCGCUUCGGCCUUGCGAUUGCAACAGGAGUCAAAGCCUGAUGUGAUCAGAGAACUGGACCGCGACAUUACAACAAUCCAGAUUGAACUGGAGUCUCUUCGAAAAGAAACCGACGUCAGCAGCCGUGAAAGACGCGAGAAGUUACAGGAAGACCUAAAAGCAAAGCAGGAGGAAGCCGAAAGGCUGACCAAGAUCUGGGAAAAGGAGAAGGCUGAGAUCGAGGAACUCAAACGCACCAAGGAAGAGCUCGAGCGCGCUCGAUUCGAGUUGGAACAGGCACAGAGAGAAGGGAACUUUGCAAAGGCUGGAGAACUGAGAUACGCGACUAUCCCCAGUCUUGAAGCCAAGCUACCCAAAGAAGGCGAUGAGCGGACUGCGGGCACGUCCUCUAGCCUGAUCCACGACUCGGUGACCGCUGAUGACAUCGGAAAUGUUGUAUCGCGGACAACUGGUAUCCCCGUCAACAAGCUCAUGGCUGGCGAAGUUGAAAAACUCAUUCGCAUGGAGGACACUCUACGUCAGUCCGUGCGUGGGCAGGACGAGGCGCUUUCUGCAGUCGCUAAUGCAGUUCGUAUGCAACGAGCCGGCCUUAGUGGAGAGAACCGCCCUCUAGCCUCGUUCAUGUUCCUUGGCCCUACCGGUGUUGGAAAGACAGAACUUUGUAAGAAGAUGGCCGAGUUCUUGUUUUCGACCGAAACCGCCGUGGUACGGUUCGAUAUGAGCGAGUUCCAAGAGAAGCACACCAUCAGUCGGCUGAUCGGUUCUCCUGCUGGUUAUGUGGGAUACGAUGAUGCUGGUCAGCUGACAGAGGCUGUCCGACGCAAGCCGUACGCGGUGCUGCUCUUUGAUGAGUUCGAAAAGGCUCAUCGUGACAUUUCCGCUCUUUUGUUGCAGGUUCUUGAUGAAGGUUUCUUGACGGAUGCUCAAGGCCACAAGGUUGACUUCAGAAACACCCUCAUUGUUCUUACUUCCAACCUUGGUGCUAAUAUCCUUGUGGGAGCGGACCCGUCCUACUCUUCCAAGGAUACAGGAAGCUCAGACCUUUCUCCCGAGGUCAAGAAAUCGGUCAUGGACGUCGUGCAGUCUGCCUAUCCACCAGAAUUUCUCAACCGUAUUGACGAGUUCAUCAUCUUCAAGAGACUGUCCCGCGAAGCUCUGAGAGACAUUGUUGAUAUCAGAAUCAAGGAGCUCCAGUCGAGGCUUGAUGACCGACGGAUGAUCCUCAAUGUCGAUGACGAGAUUAAGGACUGGCUUUGUGAGAAGGGCUAUGACCCUAAGUAUGGUGCUCGUCCUCUCAACCGCCUCAUUGCCAAGCAGAUUGGCAACAAAUUGGCCGAUAAGAUUAUCCGGGGCGAGGUCACCGCAGGUCAGACCGCCCGCGUCUCCUUCAAUGAAGACAAGACUGGGCUAGCCAUUACCGCGGAGGCUACGCCUGAAGCAAAUGCUGAAGAUGCUUGAGCAAUAAUGAUUAUCUCUUAACUCAUGUUGAUCAUGAUGUAUGGUUCCUGGCGCAUUGGCUGGCUCUUUGAAUAUGUUGAUUUGUAAUUUCGCAUAUCUCCUCUUUAAUGUAUCAUAGCAUUAUUCUGUACCAUAUUUCAUGAAUCAAAUGUACAUGCACUGCA